GACAAAGUGAGCCAAGAGCUGCUGCUGUUUAGAGUAAACAGACUGCAGGAGGAAACAUGUGGGCAGGGUAUGGCCGAGCCGUCACCUGGUCUAGCUGUCAGAUCACCUGAGCAGGAAUCUAAUUCACUUCAUCACCGGCUGCCAGUGGAGUCAUGGAGCAGGAGAGGGACCAGACUGGAGCCCUCUGGGAUGACCAGCUGCUACCUGAUGGAUAUCCUGAGCAUGCGGCGGACGGAGCUGUGCUGAAUGGAGGAGGAGAGGUGGAGGAGGAGGAGAGCACCAGACAUCAGACAGUAAAAUGCAGCCCCAACCUGCUGCAGAUGCUGAAGGCAGCAGAGAGCAGGAGGACGCCGCAGGGUCGGGACAGAGACCGGGCCGAGUCUGAGACAGGAGAGCUGGUGACGGAGGCUCUGAAGACGGACAUGCAAAUUCAGUUCACCGACCAGAAGCAAGAGUUCAACAAACGUCCCACCAACACCGGUCGACGCUCUCUGUCUCGCUCCAUCUCACAGUCGUCUGCAGACAGCUACAGCUCAGUGUGCAGUGAGAGCUCCGACGAUGAGUCCUCUCCCAGAGAUAGGUCUCAGAGGACCUCCGAGGGCCUCUCGGACUUCUGCAUCAAGAACAUCAAACAGGCUGAAUUUGGACGCAAAGAAAUAUUAAUCGCACAGCGAGAGAUGCCAGCGCUGAUGGUCCUGAGGAACAGAGCCGGUGAGGAGAAACCUCUGGCUGGAGCUAAAGUGGUGGGAUGCACACACGUCACUGCACAGACAGCGGUGUUGAUUGAGACUCUGUCUGUGUUGGGGGCUCAGUGUCGCUGGGCGGCCUGCAACAUCUUCUCCACCCAGAAUGCUGUGGCUGCCGCUCUGGCUGAAGGAGGCACCUCAGUGUUUGCGUGGCGAGGAGAAUCCGAGGAGGACUUCUGGUGGUGUAUUGACCGAUGUGUCGGUGCUGAGAGCUGGCAGCCCAACAUGAUUCUGGAUGACGGCGGCGACCUGACCCACUGGAUCUAUAAGAAGCACCCGAGCCUGUUCAAAAACCUCAAAGGCAUCGUGGAGGAAAGUGUUACCGGCAUCUAUCGGUUAUACCAGCUGUCGAAGGCCGGCCGGCUGUGCGUCCCGGCCAUGAACGUUAACGACUCGGUGACCAAGCAGAAAUUUGACAACCUUUACUGCUGCAAGGAGUCCAUCCUGGACGGGUUGAAGAGAACCACUGACGUCAUGUUUGGAGGGAAACAGGCGGUGGUGUGCGGUUACGGAGAGGUUGGUAAAGGUUGCUGUUCAGCCCUGAAGGCGCUGGGUGCCGUCGUAUACGUCACAGAAGUGGAUCCCAUCUGUGCCCUUCAGGCCUGCAUGGACGGCUUCAGAGUGAUUAAACUGAGUGAAGUGGUCAGACAGGUGGACAUGGUCAUCACAUGCACAGGCAAUAAACUGGUGGUGGGACGGGAACAUCUGGACAGGAUGAAAAACGGCUGCAUCGUCUGCAACAUGGGACACUCCAGCACGGAAAUAGACCUGGUGAGUCUGCGGACAGCAGAGCUGAGGUGGCAGCGUGUGCGGCCUCAGGUGGAUCAUGUUAUCUGGCCUGAUGGAAGGAGAAUCGUCCUGCUGGCUGAGGGCCGUCUGCUGAAUCUGAGCUGCUCCACGGUGCCCUCAUUCGUCCUCUCCAUCACCGCCACAACCCAGGCUCUGGCUCUCAUAGAGCUGUACAGCGCUCCAGAGGGACGCUACAAACAGGACGUCUACCUGCUGCCAAAGAAGAUGGAUGAAUAUGUGGCCGGUCUUCACCUGCCGACGUUUGACGCUCACCUGACAGACCUGACUGAUGAACAGGCCAAGUACCUGGGCAUCAGCCGACACGGACCCUUCAAACCCAACUACUACAGGUAUUAAUCCUCUGGAGAUGAAGCUGGAUUUGAUGUUGGAGAAACAGUCGUGCAGACGGAGUACUGACGCCCUCUACAGUCUCCAUCUGCAGACUCAGACAGACUUCAACCUUUAACCUUUGUUCACUGAUUGUUCUGUUUAUGUGCAGUUCUAUCUGAUUUAUGUGUUCGCAGUAUCCAGAAUGUAAUCACAGUGAAUUCUGAAUUGAAACUUAAUGUUAAAAUGAAGAGAAACACAAAAUGCUGAAUGGGAGUUAUUUAUUUAUCUUUCUGCUUGAAAUAAUAACUUCUUAUUGAUUGGAGCAGCAAACAGUGAGGUAUAUUUAGAUGACCACAUGUAGACUGUAAGACUGAAUAUCUGAUUAUCAGUGAAGGAGAAACACAUCUGUGCAUAUUAAAUAGUUUCAUUCCCUAUA
Molecule: messenger RNA, 2301 nt
Organism: Sebastes umbrosus (honeycomb rockfish)
Lineage: Eukaryota; Metazoa; Chordata; Actinopteri; Perciformes; Sebastidae
Product: S-adenosylhomocysteine hydrolase-like protein 1
Exons: 17
Coding region: 153-1892 (579 amino acids)
Biological process (GO): L-methionine cycle
Cellular component (GO): cytosol
Source: RefSeq, a predicted model, not a curated record